This is a messenger RNA of Eremothecium cymbalariae DBVPG#7215, 9795 nucleotides long. RefSeq names its product E3 ubiquitin-protein ligase TOM1 (gene TOM1). The transcript has a single exon. NCBI's taxonomy places the organism in Eukaryota, Fungi, Ascomycota, Saccharomycetes, Saccharomycetales, Saccharomycetaceae. Gene Ontology annotation, biological process: proteasome-mediated ubiquitin-dependent protein catabolic process; positive regulation of protein catabolic process; protein polyubiquitination. The coding region runs from base 1 to 9795 and encodes 3264 amino acids. Gene Ontology annotation, molecular function: ubiquitin-protein transferase activity. The record is from RefSeq and is a predicted model, not a curated record.
AUGGUGGUAACCUUAACCAAGUUAGAAAAAUUACAGAAAGCGGAGAAAUCCAAGACUUUCAAGCCAUUAAUAGACGAAUUAAUUCAAUGUGAUGAUAGUGAAUUUUUCGGUAAACUGGCCCAGAUCACUCAAUGGGAUCGAUCCAAAGACGAUCUUUUUGUUUGGAUUCCUGUUCUUGACCGGAUGGACGGUAUAUUGAGCGGAAUCGUAAACAAGUAUAAAUACAAGUCAGAUGACUGGAAGAAGAAUCCUGUCAGACUAGUUGAGAUGGCUAAAGAGGAUGAGGAUAAUGUGAAUACGCUGCUUCUUUUUACCUGCCGUUUGUUGAAUAACACUUCAAAUCGCUCUCUGUACUCCUCGUUGGAUGUUAUGAGCCAUUUGUUAAGCUGUCCCAAUUUUAGGAUUAAAUUAGGUGCUAUGAAGGUUGUGGCGACGAUUGGGGAAAGACAUGUAGUUGCGCGCCAUCGGAUUGAGAGUUCUAGUGUUCUGGCUAGUCAAAAGUUGAAGAAGAAAUGCCUAAGUUUGGCGCUAUGUUUGCCAUCAUCUACCACUGAUGAUAGUUCGGAUCAUUUUUCCUUAGUUGACCUAUUCUUUGAUAAAAGGAAGUAUCCUUCCAAGUGGUCUUCUUUCCAGUAUACAUAUUAUAUUACCAAAAAACAGGGAACUCAGCAGUCACCUCAGAAACAUAAUCAGAUUUCUUCCAUGAAACAGUUUAUCCUGACAAACGAAGAGUUGAAGUCUGUUACCUUGCAACAGAUAUUUGAUAAGGCUAUGGAAGAAUUGCCUUCUGAUUUCUGGUUUGAGUUCUCUCUGCAGGCUACAAUUGCGAAAGCAUUUAGCGAUGAUUCCGCUGAAAAUAUCCAACUAAGGAAUCUAAUUAUCCAAACAAAGUUUGCCGCUAUUGCAUUUGCCAAUGCAAUAUACAUUCCUCCUCAAGUUAGUUCGAAAUUGUUUGAGAUGGAUCCAUAUGCUUUCAAUAACUUAACCGAUUUCAUUUCGUUAUCAGAAACGAAGCUACCGAAGGAUCUAAGAACCGAUGCUCUAUUCGCACUCGAGUGUAUUUCUCUUAAGCAUGUGUGGUGUUCUGAUAUUGUAAGAAACCUCGGAGGUAAUAUGUCACAUGGCUUACUAUUCCAAAUUCUAAGGUAUAUUGCAAAGGUGAUAAGAGAAGACCUUGAAGAUGAAGUCGAUGAGGAAUAUAACGUCCGAUUCUUUUAUUUAAUUUCGAAUUUAGCCGAUGUGAAAACUCUUCAGGAAUCGUUAAUAUCAGCCGGGCUUAUUUCGAGCCUCUUAGAAAUCAUCUCAAUCAAAAAUAGCAAAUACAAGCGUACGCUGGCUUCCGCUGCUCAUCUUCUGGAGGAUGUGAUCAGUGAUGCUGAUGCAACUGCUGAAUUUAUCAACAAUAAUGGUUUUAACAUUUUGAUCGAAACUGUAACAAAUGAAGUUAAUUUUGCAUUGGAACAUCCUGAUUUUGGAGAGCCUCCAAAAUACUCUGUUGUUUACUACUCUAUUUCAUUCCGACAACUUGGGUUUAUCAGAAGCUUGUUGAAACUGGUCUUGAAAUUGUUGAAGACGGACUCAGGUGAUAGAAUUCGGAAUUUGAUUGAUUCUCCAAUUCUACUUGCUUUUAAUAAAAUUUUGGAGAAUAGGCCUGUAUUUGGCUUCACGCUGGUUUCUCAUGCAUUAGAUGUUGUUCAAACGAUUAUAAAUACUGAGCCGACCAUCUAUCAGGUACUUGUGGAAUCUGGAACUGUGUCUUAUAUAAUAAAUCAGUUUGAACAGUUUCUGGGUCCAACCAGUGCUUUAUUGUGUAUGCUUCCGGAAGUUAUUUCAGCUAUAUGUCUGAACAAUGAUGGGCUGAAACAAGUGAGAGAGAAAGAUUUGCUAAAGUACUUGUUCCAAGUUAUAAAGACUCCUGAGUUUGCUAAAAUAUUAUCGUGGGAGGAUCAGGCAGUUAGCUAUGGUGUUGCUCUUGAUGAGCUCGCAAGACAUUAUCCUGAGUUGAAACCUUGUAUUGAAAAUUAUUUUGUGGAAACUGUUAAAGAGUUACCAUCAUUAAUGAACUUUACUCAUGUAUACUUGUACGAAUCAACCACUGGUGCACCUAAGUUCUACCUUUCUGAAAAUGAUGAGAUCAUUGAUAAUGAAAAAAACUCCGACGAAAUCGCAUUUUGGGAAGUUCAAGAGUCUUCCCCUAUAAUUGAUUGUUUCUCUGGUGUUUUCUACUCUAUGGCAUCAGAGAAUGUUACAUGGGCUGACUUAACAGAUAAAAUUGGGUUCCAAGAAUUUUUACGUGUUGUUAUUCCGGAGAAGCCGACUUUUGACUACAUCAAUUCACAAACACUCUUAAACUUUACAGAUGUUUUAAAAAUGUUUGAUGAUGAGCGCAGGUCAUAUGCUUUACCAGAGCUGUUGAAAAUCCUUGAUUCCAAAUUUAUGGAACUCGAAGAAUUUCUGUCAUAUGAUUUUGAGAACUCUUAUAUUUUGAAUGAAUGCCAUGCUGAUGUAGAGCUGGUACUUCAACGACUCCACGUUUUGAAUGUUAUACUUUAUAUUAUGACAGACAUGUAUAUCAAUAUCACUACACUAUUUCCAGUUAGGGUUAUUCAAAUUAUGGAAUUUUUUGAAAAAAAUGGCUUUCAGUUGAUCACCAAUCUGAGAAAGUUGUUCCAAAGAUGUGUAUUGGAGGAAACUUAUAUUAGAUCCACGCUGCCACCAUCUGUAGCGGAAGAAACUAUUUCCCCAAGCAUAAGUUUUGUUCCACCUAUAGUAAUCCAUAAAGAUACCCCUCUAAAAGUAGAAGCAAGGCAAGAUAAAACAUCUGCCGUUUACAAGAAUACUCUAGAAACCAGACAUGUAUUCCAGAAACUCCAAUCAUGGAUUUCAAUGUUGUUUAGGUGCUUCCUAAGAUUAACUCAUGCUCGUAAGAUGAAUGUUGAAUGCUACGAUCGCGCUUUAGAAGUAAGAGUAUUUGAUAAAGUUGUGGAAGAGUUAAUUAAAAUGCUGGACCUGAAUUACCUAGACACACAUAUGAGUUAUUUUUUGGUGAUAUUAGAUUUUAAUACUCAUGUAUUCACAUGUCCAAAGGCUUCUUUAACAAUGUCAGAUGGUGCCAUUCAGACGAUGCCUGCAUUUCUCUUUUAUCAAGCGGGUGGUUUCAAAAUUUAUCACACUUUAAUAAAAAAAUUAUCCAAGAAGCUUCUAAGUUUCGAUUGCAUUGAAGCCAUUGAAAAUGUCGAUUAUGUUAAAGAUCAGGAUGACGUAAUAACUGUCAGUGUUCUAAUGAAUUCAAUUUCAUUUAUGAACAGGUGUAUUCAACUGGAGACUAUGGAAAACAUUAGGUCUAUUUCAGAAUAUUAUCCAUUUGAUGAUAUUUACUACAAUCUUACUCGUGCAUUAAUUGUACCAGUUAAAAUUUUAGCUCUUGGCGCUAUCACUGAGAUUUUUAAGGAAGGUGAUGUUUUUGAUACCGAGAGAAGGCGAAUUCCAUAUUCCGUAUUCAAGCAAAUCCUUAACCUCUUGAAAAAUAUUUACAAUAGCACAUUUGAGCUAGAAGAAAAUACUGAAAUCUAUGAAUUGAGAUGGGAUUUGAUGCCUGUGUCUCAUCGAAAGGUUGAAAUGCUGAAGGCUUGUGGUAUCUCUGCUGAUAUUGCAGUUGGUUAUUUAGAGGAGGAGAAAGACGACUUGCCAGUCCACGUGAAACCUGAUGUGUUUUCAGAAGACGAAUGGAAACGUUAUAUAGAAGAAAGAAAGUCUGGUAAGUGGGUAAUGGACAUUCAGCCUUUACCGCCUCAAUACAAAGAUAUUUCUACCCGAGAACAAUUAUCGAACAUGAGAACAGAAUUCUAUCAAGAUGGGUUUGAGUCAGGAAUAUUAAAGAUUUUACAGCACUAUCCAAAAUUAAUUAAUGCAAUUUCUCAUAUGUUUUUUGAAAUGUAUGGAGAACUUGGAUUCCCUCAUACAAGCAUGUUAGAAGAUCUUCAAGAAAUGAUGAACAAUAUUUCUAUUGAUGAUUCUAAUAGGCUAGCUCCUGUGAUCCAUUUAUUUGGUAUAUUUUUGAACGAUAAAAAUAUCUACGAUCAAGCCAAAAAGGAAAUAUUCAAGUUUGUUUCGUAUUUGUCAAAAUGUCUACAUCCAGAAUAUGUGAAUUAUAGCUGGUUUUCGAAAGCGCUAUAUGUAUAUGAGAUUAUAUUUGCCAAAUCAGAAACUCCAGAAGUAUCAUCUUUACCAGAUAACAUCACUGUGUCAUUUGCCUCGAUUCCAAUUGUUUAUAGAAUUCCGCAAAGGGAGAAGGAAUUAAUAUUUAACUCUUUGAUUCGGGUAAAUGAGAUUACUGAUUUCUAUUCAGCCCUUGCAAUUUCUAGAAUCCUAAUUCUAUAUACUAGGGAGGAACAAUAUGCUCAAGAAGUUACACAGUCAGGGAUUUUGUCUAAGCUUUUGAAAGUGAUCGGUACAAAUCAAAAAUUUGAGAAGAUAAACUACUUGGAGUCUUCUUACCUCUUAUUAGCUAGGAGAUGUUUUGAGACCAGUGAAAUCGUGUCCAACUUGAUCGAAUACGAAUUGUCAAGAGCGUUUACUACAAGGGCUAUUGGGGACCAUAAAGAAAAAUUGCGUGAUUUGCCUGGAUUGAUUACGGAAAAGGCCAGUGUUGUUAUGAGGAAUCCAGAUAUUUUUGUGAAUAAAAUUUCUGAAACUGCCAGGUUCGAAGAAUUCGUAUCUCCAACAGAAUUGGAAAACUUGAGUGUCAGAAGAUAUAUGGAAGAAAAGGAUGAAGAGAUGUCAGAUGACUCCCCAUCAGCAGAGAAGGGAACUACGCCAAUGACAGGUAUAGUUCACUUGUUGCUCUCACAAUUGAUGGCAUCUCAUAAGAAAGAUUGGGUUGGUGAACCACCGCUUACUGCUGAAGAGGAAAAUCAAAAAAGCAAGAAAAAGAGUGAAGAAGUUAAGGUGUCCAGAAAUCCGGUUUGUGCUUAUAUGAUAUUUCUUUUGAAGGUUUUGACUGAAUUGGUGAGUAGUUACAAGCAAAGCAAAUUCGAAUUUUUGACGUAUAACAAAAAGAAUUUCUAUAAUGAAACUCCAAAACCAAGAGCAACUGCACUUAACUUCUUCUUAUAUCAGCUUCUAGACACAAAUACUCAAGAUAUGGAUAAAUAUGAGAGUAAAAGGAGAGAUGCCAUCAGUGGACUGGCUAAAGACACUAUUAUAGGAUUUGCUUCUUCUGUUCAAGACAAAGAAACAAAAAAAUUGGAUCCAAAAAUAGUUGAUUCCGAUAUGACUUAUAUUAGGAGAUUCACAAUCGAAGCUAUAUCGAAAGCUUUGAAAGAGGCAAGUGUUUCUCCCAAAGCUAUUGAUGCCAAUGCAGGAAAGCUAUUCGGUUGGUUCCAUUUAACUUCGUCUUUAUUAGUCGUAGAUAAAGGAUAUUUGUUUUCUGUGCUAGAUUCCAAUAAGUCGGCUAAUGACAAAUAUCAACUUUGUAAGUUGAUGAUAGAGAUGAAUUUGCCAGGUACUAUUACGGAUUGUAUGGCCUCCCUUGAUCUAAAUUAUCCAUUGACGAAAAAGUUGUUCAACAGUGGUGUAGAGCCAUUAAAUGCCUUGAAUGAAGUUCGGAACAAUUUUUCGGACUUGUUUAAAGUGGAAAAUAAUGAAGACGAAGAAGUAGAAGACGUUGAAUCAGACAAAGACGACGUUCCAGAUAUGUUUAAGAACUCUGCAUUGGGUAUGUAUGACAUUGAAGAUAUUGAAGAUGACCACGAUGAAGAAAAUGAAUCAUUAAUUGGAGAUGACGGUGACAUUGCAUUUGUUGAUGAUGACGAUGGACUGCAGGUUGUUUUCAGUGAAGAAGAAGCACUGCAUGAAGAUAGCACUGAUGUUACCGAUACUGACGACAGUGGUUCUGAACAGAAUAUUAGUUUUGAUGGCGAGGGUCACAAUGUCACUUUGGAGGUUUUUACAGGCUCAGCUGCGGAUGAAAUAUCCGAGGAAGUGUCCCGGGAUAUUCAGAUAGUAUCAGGUACUUCUUCUCAAGAAAGUUAUUAUACUGAUGGCGAUGAUUCUGAGGGUCUAGAAAUGUAUGAGGAAGAAUAUGAUUCCGACUUGGAUAUCGAUAUGAAUGAAUCAGAGUUGGGAUCAUCUAACUGGGAAUCUGGACUUUCUGAUCUUUCUGAUUCAGAUGCUUACUCUGACGAGGAUAGAACCAAUAAUACUGGAGACGGCUUUGUAAGAUGGUAUAGUGAUGACGGCGUUGAGUUUGAAGAUGAUUCUGAAGGUGAAGGAAGGAGAAUAUUUACCCACUUUUUCCCCAAUGAAGAACAAUUAUUUAGAGUCAAUGCGGGCAAUUCCUUACAUUCUAAUGGACGUCAUCACCACCGUCAUCAAGGGUCAACUCCUUUUACGACGUCUACUAUCACUCUUGGUGCGUCCCAAAGGCGCCCCCACAGCAUCUUGUCCAAUCCCCUAGGUCCAUCAGGCUUAGAGGAAGUUGAGAAUGAUAUUGUAUCCCACUACUUAGGGACAUUUGAUUCUGGUAAUAGAAUGGGGUUGAAUCCUGUACCACGGCUGCCUCGUGUUUUACUCUUCGAUGGGGAGUUUUUCGAUGAUAAGUCUUCAGCUGGUAUUCUGUUGAAAUCUACGACAGCAAGAUGGAAUGAUAUAUACGAAAUGUUCUAUGAUUCCAAAAUCUAUGCCAAUAAUGUUGUCACUACUAUAAUUUCUAGAAUAUUUGAACCCAGUGUUGCUAUGUUUCAGAAAAGACAAGAGGAAGAAAGAGUUAAACAAAAAUUUUCAAAACCAGAUGACCAAAGACCAGUGGAAGACCGUAAGAGAAAGCGCCAUGAAGUUGAUUCUGAUGAGGAACAUAAUGAGGAAUCUGAAGAGGUGCAGGAGGAGGAGGAGGAGGAGGAGGGAGGGGGGAGGGGGAGGGAGGGGGAUGAAGAGGUUCAAGCACCAGCUUCGCAGUCCCAUGAACAUCUUGAACCAAUUUAUGUUACUAUUGACGGAGAGCCAGUUAAUAUCGCUGGUACUGAUAUGGAUGCUGAAUUUUUAAAUGCAUUACCUGAGGAUAUGAGAGCAGAAGUUUUCGCCCAACAUAUUAGAGAAUAUAGAGCGCAGCCCUCUGACCAAGAAAAUCAAUCGAGAGAAAUUGAGCCUGAGUUUUUGAAUACCAUUCCUGAAUCUUUACGCCAAGAAAUACUUGCCCAAGAAGCUCCAUUAACACGAUUAUCACGGGCGAAUGUUUUGGAAGUUGCUGAAAGGGACCCAGAUGAAUUUAGUGACUUUGAAGAAGAAGCUGACAGGAAUCAUGACGACAAUGUAGAAUCGGAAAAGAAGAAGGUAGAAAGAGUUCAUUUUUCUCCUUUAGUUGAUCGUUCAGGUAUUGCUGCAAUCAUGAAAGCCGUUUUCAUACCUCAACCUUAUUUAGCCCGUGAAAUAUAUCAUGAGCUUUUCUUUCGUCUAUGUUCCAGUAAGCAGAAUAGGAGUGACAUUAUGAAUAUGCUUCUUCUAAUCCUUACUGAUGGUAUUAAUGAUCAACAUUCUUUGGAGAAAGUUUAUAAUUUACUAUCAAGUAGGGCUGCUACUGCUGCUGGCCCAGUCAAUAAAAUCUUUCCACGCCAAUUGCCACCAGAUUGUACUCCAUUAAUUGUCGCUAAUCAAUGUAUUGAGAUUUUACAAAGUAUGGUCGAUGCUGAUACAAAAUUGAAAUUCUUUUUCAUUACAGAACACGAGAAUCUGCUGAUCAACAAGUCACCUUUGAAGAGCAAAAAAGAUAUCUUCUCCAAGAAUAUGAAAUGGCCUAUUAAUUGCUUGUUGGCCCUAUUGGAUAAGAAGAUAAUUACUGAUGAAGCCGUCUUGAUGGACUUGUUAACUAGAAUUUUACAAGUUUGUACCAAGCCCAUUGCUAGCUUCGUAAAAACUUCGAAGGACAACAACAAGAAGAAGUUUGAAGUUCCUGACAUCGAGAAAAAGCAUUUAGAUUCCGUGGUAUCCAUUGUGAAGUUAGAUUCCUGCAACACAAAAGUAUUUCAGCAAACUUUGAAUAUAAUGACCAAUUUGUUUGUAAUCGAGGAGGCUCAUGAAAGAUUCACUAAAGAGUUGUCCAAUUUGGCUCAAGAUACAAUCAAAGUAUUAGUCAAUGACCUUGACGCGUUGGCUAAAGAAAUACCUACAGUUCAAAGCGGAACUGAGGUUAACUCUGAAAUCAUACAGAAAUUUACUGUUCCAAGUUCAGAUCAAUCAAAGUUGUUGAAAGUAUUAACUGCAAUUGAUUAUAUUUACGUGAACCGGAAAAAAGAGGAAGAUGUAACUGUUGAUUUAUUAAUGCCUUUGUAUAACAAAAUGAAAUUGGGUAACAUUUGGGUUUCAUUGAGUAACUGUCUAACGAAAUUUGAAGAGAAACACAAAAUGUCAACUUCUGCUACUGUUUUACUGCCAUUAAUCGAGUCGUUAAUGGUAGUUUCGAAACAUAGUAAAGUGCGUGAAACUAAAGAGUUUCUGAAAUAUGAGGCCAAGAAGUGCAACUUUGCAGAAACACCUGUUCAAAACCUUUUCUUUGCAUUUACAGAUCUGCAUAAGAAAUUGUUGAAUGAGAUGAUUCGUUCAAAUCCUAAACUAAUGAGUGGACCAUUUUCCUUGUUGGUUAAAAACCCGAAAAUUUUAGAUUUUGAUAACAAACGGUAUUAUUUUACGGCGCAACUACGUUCUAGUAACCAUGACCGUCCGAAAAUAUCCAUCUCUGUUCGGCGUGAACAUGUUUUCUUGGACUCUUAUAGGUCUUUAUUUUUCAAGUCUAACGAAGAUAUCAAGAAUUCGAAGCUUGAAAUUGCUUUUAAGGGUGAAGCUGGUGUCGAUGCUGGUGGUGUUACAAGAGAAUGGUAUCAAGUACUAUCAAGACAGAUGUUUAAUCCUGAUUAUGCAUUGUUUUUGCCUGUUGCUUCAGACAAAACAACUUUCCGUCCAAACCGUACAUCAGGUAUUAAUCCAGAACAUCUAUCUUUCUUCAAAUUUAUUGGGAUGAUCAUUGGAAAGGCAAUUAGUGAUCAAUGCUUUUUGGACUGUCAUUUUAGUCGUGAAGUUUACAAAAAUAUAUUAGGAAAACCGGUAUCAUUAAAAGAUAUGGAGUCCUUAGAUUUGGAUUAUUACAAGUCACUAAUUUGGAUUUUGGAAAAUGACAUCACCGAUAUAAUUGAGGAAACAUUUUCUGUGGAAGCGGACGAUUAUGGUGAACAUAAAAUAAUUGAUUUGAUUGAAAAUGGUUCGCAUGUUGCAGUCACAGAGGAAAAUAAGCAUGAUUACGUGAAAAAAAUAGUCGAAUAUAAGCUACAAACUUCUGUUAAAGUUCAAAUGGAUAACUUCUUACAAGGUUUUUAUGCAAUUAUUCCCAAAGAACUGAUAUCAAUUUUCGAUGAGCAGGAAUUAGAGUUACUAAUCAGUGGUCUCCCAGAUAUCGAUGUGGACGAUUGGAGGAACAAUACUACCUAUGUGAAUUAUACGCCAACAUGCAAACAAAUCAAUUACUUCUGGAGAGCUGUGCGUUCGUUCGAUAAAGAAGAACGCGCAAAACUGCUGCAGUUUAUAACAGGCACAAGUAAAGUUCCCCUAAAUGGAUUUAAAGAGUUAAGUGGUGUUAAUGGCAUUAGUAAAUUUUCCAUUCAUAGAGAUUACGGCUCGAUAGAUAGAUUGCCGUCUUCCCACACAUGCUUUAACCAAUUAGAUUUACCAGCCUAUGAUUUAUAUGAAACAUUGCGUGGCUCUUUGCUUUUAGCUAUAAAUGAGGGUCAUGUAGGCUUCGGUAUUGCAUGA